AAGGUGCCCUGGCCAGGGAUCAGCCCCUGCCCAGCUCCAAUCAGUCCCACGAUGAAGGUUCUCCUCGUGCUCCUGCUGGGAGCCCUCCUGUGCCUGCGCUCAGGUUCCUCUCUGCAAUGUUACAGCUGCAAGUCCCAGCUCAGCAACUCCAAGUGUAUGACCAAGAUGACGUGCGGUGCCAAGGACACGACUUGCAAGACAGAUGUGAUCCGGGUCGUGGGGCUCUUCAGCAUCAUCAGCAAGGGCUGUGACUCGUCCUGUGAAAGCUCCUACCAGGACUUCAACGUGGGCAACAGGAACGUGUCCUGCUGCAGCAGCGACUUCUGCAACGCCAACGCCGCGGGCUCCGUCAGGUCCAGCUACGGGAUGGCAGGAGGGGUAGCAGCUGGCCUGCUCUGCCUCUUCCUGAACAACAAGCUGUGAGGAGCCAAGAGGCCUCCCACGAGCA
Molecule: messenger RNA, 448 nt
Organism: Empidonax traillii (willow flycatcher)
Lineage: Eukaryota; Metazoa; Chordata; Aves; Passeriformes; Tyrannidae
Product: prostate stem cell antigen-like
Exons: 3
Coding region: 52-423 (123 amino acids)
Source: RefSeq, a predicted model, not a curated record